GUAGCAUUUCUAACGUAUACAAAUUAUUAUUCAUACUAUAUAAAUUAAAUUCAGCAUUAGAUUCAUCAGUUAAACGGUCACCUUCAUCACUGUCGACAAUUAAUAAUAACAAAACAACCUAGACCAUUUAAUCUGCGCAAUACAAAACUUGAUAAGCCCAGAGCCACUACAAAACUUGGUGCCCCUAAUUAAACAUGAGUUCUGUCUCUCCCUCUGCGUACUGGUGCCCCUAAUUAAACUUCUCCUAAUCAAAAUAGUUUUUUUUUUUUCGUCCUUAUAUCUUAGUGGCCCUAUUUAGCAUGAGCUUUCUCCUCCCUCCUGUAACUUAGGGCCCCUAAUUAAAGAUGAGUUUUCUCACUCCCUAUAACCAAAAUUACUAUCCCAUCUCAGAGUCCACAUAUUGUGUAAAUGCCGAUAAAAUAUAUGAGGAGAACUAUGAUAUAAUGAAGAGAAGAAAUAUGAAUGAUGAAACACUUAUAAAAAAGUUGUCCGGAUCACACGCAAACAUAUCGCUCAUUUAUUUCAACAGUGACAUAACUCAAAAAUUGAAGAUUUUGAGUUAGUUAUAUCACUGAAUUUGUCAUUUUCUAUAUUUAUUUGUGGUAAGAACGCCAUAACUCUAGUAUCAAAAUUGUCCAUUAUAUGUCGCUCAAGGCAUAGUGACUCAUUUUCUUUCAGACGAAUCGUUUAGUUGGCAUAGCGUUUUAUUUCAGUUACGUCUUGACUCUUGCAGAGGAAGCAUCGUUUUAGCUCCUGCUACAGUGACAUAUUUCUUGUUAUGACAGUGUUCUGACAAGGUAAAUAUGACCAGUCGAGGAAAACAACUCUUACAAUUAGCAUUGGAAUCGGUAGAAAACACAAAACAAGCAUCAUCCAAGGAGCCUGAAGUGACUGAAACUUUCUCUGAGUCAGGAAAGAAUGUCGAAGUCCUAGUAAACCAAAACGAGACACCACCAAGUUCUUCCCAGAACACCAAGAGUGUAGGCCUAGGGAUGUCGACAAUGCAGUGCACACAUUUGGGUGAAAGGCGUAAUUCUACAUCAAGCAAUAUUUCUUCAUCAAGUAAUAGCUCUUCAUCAAGCAGCAGCACCUCAUCAUCCUCGUCAAAGAGCAGUGCAUCAUCAACUCAUGCAGCAACACCAGAAGAUGUGCUAGACUCUGAUGAUUCUGUUGCAGAUAAGACCUACGAACCAAAUUAUGAUGAAGAUUCAGAAGGAGUUGGUAGUAAUGACGAUGACUCUUCCCUGACUCCAAAUGUUGAUACUGCUACACUUGGAAAUAAGGACACCAAAGAAUUAGAGAGCCCAGCUAAAAAAGGUUCGAAAAGGAAGAAACAACCAGAAAAGUGGGGGCGACAUCUCCAGAAAAAACUAAGAAAUGAAGGAAAACGGUAUGUAAUGCACACCAAAGACAGAAAAGAAAGGGAAGAAAGAAAAGUAAAGCCUCCUUGCAAGGAAAAAUGCAGGUUGAAGUGCUCAAUGAAAUUUACUGAGGAACAAAGAAUGUCCAUAUUUGCAUCGUACUGGGAACUAGGUGAUAUUAACAGACAAAGGCAGUUUAUUGCCAAUUCAAUUGAUGAAAUUGUACCUAGGUACAGAUAUGUUCGUAUAGGAGUCCUGGAAAAGAAGAACAAAGUUUGUGAAAACUUGAUUGAAAAUGAUCUCAGAGGUAAACACAGUAAUCACCACACUGUUGAUGAAAGCAUCAAGGACGGAAUGAGGGCUCAUAUUGAUUCCAUUCCAAAAAUUGAGAGUCAUUACCUCAGGGCUAAUACAUCAAGAGUUUUCAUUGACGGAAGCAAGACUGUUGCUGAUAUCCAUAGAGAUUAUGUUUCAAACUGCAAAGAGAAUAAUGCACCGUUUGGGAACUACUCUAUGUUCUACAAGGUGUUCACUGAAGAUUACAAUAUUUCUUUUUUCACCCCGAAAAAAGAUCAAUGUGACACCUGCGCAACCUUUGAAAAUGCAAGUAAAACUGAAAGAGAUAAUCUGCAACAGAAGUAUGAUCAGCACCAAGUUGAAAAAGAAUUGUCAAGAUCUGCGAAAGCUAGUGAUAAAGUAUCAUCAAAUGCUGCUGUAGCAGUUUAUGAUUUGCAGGCUGUAUUCCAACUGCCCAAAGGAGAUGUAAUUAACUGUUCGUGUUCUGACAAGCAUGAUGUUUAA
Molecule: messenger RNA, 2162 nt
Organism: Penaeus indicus
Lineage: Eukaryota; Metazoa; Arthropoda; Malacostraca; Decapoda; Penaeidae
Product: homeobox protein prospero homolog 1-like
Exons: 6
Coding region: 804-2162 (452 amino acids)
Source: RefSeq, a predicted model, not a curated record